AUGCGGACCCACCUGUACUCUACAUUCGUGGACCUGACGAAAGCCUUCGACACGGUGAAUCGUGAAGGACUGUGGAAGAUCAUGCAGAAAUUCGGCUGUCCGGAGCGAUUCACUCAGAUGGUGCGUCAGCUGCACAACGGUAUGAUGGCGCAAGUCACGGACAACGGAGCUGUCUCAGAGGCAUUCGCAGUGACCAAUGGAGUGAAGCAGGGCUGUGUGCUGGCGCCUACCCUCUUCAGUCUUAUGUUCUCUGCCAUGCUGAUGGACGCCUACAGCGACGAACGCCCUGGAAUCCGCAUCGCCUACAGAACGGACGGUCAUCUCCUAAAUCACCGGCGCAUGAACUUCCAAUCGCGCGUAUCCACAACAACCGUCUACGAACUUCUCUUCGCCGACCACUGCGCCCUGAACACCACCUCCGAAGCGGAGAUGCAAUGGAGCAUGGACCUGUUCUCCGCCGCGUUUGAGAACUUUGGGCUGGUCAUCAACACGCAGAAGACGGUGGUGAUGCACCAACCUCCGCCCAACUCAGCCACAGCCCCCAACGCGGCGCAAAUCAGCGUGAAUGGGACCUAA
Messenger RNA from Spirometra erinaceieuropaei, 576 nucleotides. Lineage: Eukaryota; Metazoa; Platyhelminthes; Cestoda; Diphyllobothriidea; Diphyllobothriidae. The record is from the annotation of a GenBank genome assembly.